Molecule: messenger RNA, 2694 nt
Organism: Cavenderia fasciculata
Lineage: Eukaryota; Evosea; Eumycetozoa; Acytosteliales; Cavenderiaceae
Product: GRAM domain-containing protein
Exons: 5
Coding region: 1-2694 (897 amino acids)
Biological process (GO): intracellular sterol transport
Cellular component (GO): endoplasmic reticulum membrane; plasma membrane; endoplasmic reticulum-plasma membrane contact site
Molecular function (GO): sterol transfer activity; sterol binding
Source: RefSeq, a predicted model, not a curated record
AUGAAUUCAAUAAGUACAUCACCAUCUUCAUCAUCUUCAAAACAACCUCCUCCUCCUCCUGCACAACAACAAUCACAAUCUUAUCCAAGUACAAGUAAUCUAGCAAACCUUGUAAAUGAUAAUAAUAACAACAACAAUAACAACAACAACAACAAUAAUAACAAUGAUACUAUACCAAAAUCACAAACACAACCAAAUCUAACAUCUACAUCACCUCUAACAACAACACCUCCAUCAACUAUUUCCAAUGGAGGAGGAGGAGGAGGAGGAGGAAUAAUUGGUGCCAAUGGAAUACAAUCACCAGUAUUCUUUUCCCCUCCAACUACACCAUCUUUGCAAGGUUCUAAUUCGCAAGAGUAUCAUACUGUCACUUCUACCAGUUCUACACCUUGUGGAACCAUUAAAAAGGAUACAACUAAAAAGUCGUCGUCAUCGACAGACAUGCAAACAGAUGUUGGUACUGGUAGAUCAAGAAGUCAUAGCGAAGAUUUAAAACAAUCUUCAGAAAAUAGUAUAUUAAAAGAAAGUUCUGAAAAGAUGAAAAAGAAAGCAUUUCUAUCACCAAAACUAUUGGCACCAUCCAAAAAGAAUACAAUCGGAGGUGAGGAGCCUCCCAUUUCAAAGACUUUGGAUAGUAGAAUGAAAAGUAAUCCAUAUAUUAAAAAAUUUAAAUUACCUUCAACCGAGUUAUUAAUUAAUGAUUAUUCUGCUGCAUUACAUAGACAAAUUUUAUUACAUGGUAGAUUAUAUCUUUUUACAAAUUAUAUAUGUUUUGAAUCAAAGAUUUUUGGUCUAAAGACAACAGAAAUCAUUCUAUUUAAUCAAGUUACAAGUAUUAAAAAAAAGAGUAAAAAGUUCCAAUUCCCAGUUGGCAUUGAAAUCAUUGCAAAUGGAAACAAGUUAUCAUUUGCAUCAUUUGUAUCAAGAGAUAAAACAUUUAAUGAAUUAAUGGUACAAUGGAAAGAAGUAACUGGUGAAUCUCAUGAUGAAGUUUCAUCUCAUAGUAUUGAUGAUGAUGAAGAUGAAUCAUCAAAUAGUGUCUUUGAAGCCGAGAGUCAAUCAUUUAAUAAUAAUAAUAGUAGUGGUACCAUGAAUACCAAUCUGGUCAAUGGUAAUGGUAAUCAAUCUGAACAAUCAUCCCAAAGUAGUGGAUUUCAACAAACUGUCAAUAAUAGUCUUGACCAUGUAAAUAAUAAUAAUAAUAAUAAUAGUAAUAGUAAUACAGAAACAACUCCUACAAAUACAACAAUAACAAAUAAUCCUGAACAAACAAAUCAACAACCAACAACAGACUGUAAUAAUAAUAUAAAUGGAGUUGUUCUUAAUAAUAAUAUACAAAUAGAAAAACCACAACAACAUGCACCACCAACCGCAGCGGCAGCAGUAGUAGUUUCAGAGAAAAGUGUUUUUGAUGAAUUGUACGGAGGAAUUGAUCAAUUUCUAUCAGUUAAUGAACAAUCUUCAAUAUUGGAAAGUCAAUCAUCAGAUUUUGAAGAACUCCUUACCGACAAUUUCAAUUGCAACACUACCAACUUUUUCAGAGCACUCUGUUCAGAUAAAUGUAACUUUGCAUUUAAUUAUCAUACCAAACGUGGUGAUAAAAAUAUAAGUGUAAAAAAUUGGACAACAAGAGAAAGAUUUGGAACAGUUAGAGAAUUGGAAUAUGUAGCACCAGUAAAUUCACCAAUUGGACCAGAUAAAACUAGAAUUCAAGAGACACAGAGAUAUCAUCUAACACUUAAAAAGUUGGUCAUUGAAACUGAUACUAUUAUGCUCGAUAUUCCAUAUGGUGAUCAUUUCAGAAUUGAAGCAAUCUGGGAGGUUGUGGAGACUUCACCAGAUACUUGUCGAUUGACUAUUCAAAUAUGUGUUAGAUUUAUCAAAAAGACUUGGUUCAAGAGCAAGAUUGAAACGAGCACCAUCAAAGAAUCCAAAGGUUCAUUCCAAACGUGGGUGCAAUUGGCCAAACAAGAGGUUCAAAAGGCUAUUCAAUUCAAGCGUCCAACCGCUGGCGGAUCAUCUAGUCUAGCUGCACCAAGUACUGUUGGUGGUGCUGCUUUACCAUCGAUUAAUAUUACCUCUUUGAAUAGAUCGAUUGAAAAGAUUAGAGGAGAUGAAGGUGUUGGAAGUGGUGUUGGUGGUGGCGAGGGAAGAAUCGAUUCACCCAAACCACAUCACAGUAGAUCACGUAGCAGACAACAUUUGGUAUCAUCUUCAAAUCAAGUUUCAAAUCUAAGUAAUGAAUCUUCUCCCUAUUCAUCCAUUCCACUUCAUACUCAACCAACUCACAAUAAUAAUAAUAAUAGUUUACAACCACCACCAGCGUCCACCCCUUCACCAAUUAAUUUAGGAUUCAAUCAGAAUCAAAAUAAUAAUAAUACUUCACCAUUGACAUCGAUCAAAGAAAAUGAGGAUGUUACCUUGGUAGAAUCCAAGAAAAAGAGAACAACCUCUUCUUCACCAUUCCGAUUACAAGUUACAUCUGAUUAUGGAGAUUUGAUCAUCACUGGUUAUCCAAUGUUUUCUGUUAUCAUUAUGCUCUUGUCUCUAUUCUUUUAUAUGUACUUGAAGAUUAAUUCUCUCGGUACUCAAGUUGGAACUUUGGAAUCAUUAUUAUCUAAUAUCAUAACAUUGAAUCAACAACUAAACCAACAACAACACCAACAACAAAUAGUUACACGUACAAAUUCAUAA